UAACCCAAUUCCAUUAAAUUCCAAAACACUUGGAUACUUCCCAAACAUCGAGACACUUCACUUGUGGGAUAAAAAGGAUGAGAAUUUUGGCAAUGGAUUUAUGAUCAACACAGAAAAAAAUGAAGAUAGUGAAAAUAAAGGUGUUUUGAAGAGAGAAUUCUUUCGAAUCAUUGUGUGGUUCAAUGUUGACUUUGAAACUGUUGACAGAAAUAAAAAUCGAAACAUUGAGUUUAAAAAUGUCACUUACACUAAAAAUGAUAGAAAAAAAUUUGGUAAUAAUAUUCCACCAACCGUGACAUCUAUUGGUUAUGAUUGUUUCAGUAAAUGCAGCAGUUUGAGUAGUGUUAACAUAUCAUCAAGUGUUACAUCUAUUGGUGAUUAUUGUUUUUAUGAAUGCAGCAGUUUGAUCAGUAUUACAAUACCAUCGAGUGUGACAUCAAUUGGUGAUUGUUGUUUCAGUGGAUGUAGUAGUCUGAGCAGUGUUACAAUACCAUCAAGUGUGACAUCAAUUGGUAAUGAUUGUUUCAGUGAAUGCAGUAGUUUGAGCAGUGUUACAAUACCAUCAAGUGUGACAUCAAUUGGUAAUUGGUGUUUGAGUGGAUGCAGUAGUUAUCGCUAG
This is a messenger RNA of Entamoeba invadens IP1, 619 nucleotides long. RefSeq lists its product as hypothetical. The transcript has a single exon. The record is from RefSeq and is a predicted model, not a curated record. NCBI's taxonomy places the organism in Eukaryota, Evosea, Mastigamoebida, Endamoebidae. The annotation marks the transcript as partial.